UGGUCAAAGAGGGACAAGACCAAGAUGGCAGACUGGGCGAUUGUCGCUUUCCGGGGUUGUAUCACAUUUACCACUUUAUAGCCAUGCAGCUUCACGUAGCACAUCAAAUGACACAGGUUUUGUUGGACCUAUAGACUACGACAAGGAAGGUUGAGUUUGUCUCGAUGGAGCCUUAUCUGGAGUGAAGAUUGAAGACGACUACUGCUAUGCUAAGAUGGCGACGUCAUGUCAAAGAGAACAUGAAAGGGAAUCAAACACCUUCAGCAAAUCACCGACGGAGAUCAAAACCAAAACCGCAGAUGAAAUUGAGCUGCUUCAAGUUUCCAACAACGUCAUUUUGGAGGCUAUGGUGAGCCCUGACGAGAGCGUCGAUGAGAAAUUAGCCGACUUUGUGGAAGAACGUAAACAAAGAGGCGCCAUGAUUGUUAGCUUGAAGAAGGCAGUGGAGUUCACAUCAGAGGAGAUGAAAGAAUGCAAAAGUCACAUGAAGACACUGGAAGAGCAAAACAACCGCUUGUGUAAAGAAAGUCAAGAUUUGGAAGAAAAUAAUCUGGGGAAGAGCAAGAGAUGUGAAGAGAACAUCCUGGCUGCUGGACCACAUGUCUCCAUCAACCUGCAGAGGAUUGGAGACGUCCAGCCGCUGAUUGGUCGUCAAGAAAAACUUUCCCCUCAGUUGGCAGGAGGGACCUCCUCUUUGAAGCAGAAGACUCCACAGCCACCCCACAUUAAGGAGGAAGAGGAGGAACUCUGGAUCACUCAGGAGGGAGAUUGUCAUCUCGGACCACAGGAAGCUGAUCUAUCCAAGUUGCCACUGACUGUUGUCUCUGUGAAGAUUGAAGAUGAUGAAGAGGAACCACAAAUGGACAACCUCUUAGCUCCACUAUCAGAAACUGAGGCUGAAGACGAAGUUGAAGUACCUUUGAGCAGCGAUACAGACUCUGAAGGUGAUAUAAAGACUCACACUGACAACAAGCACUCUGAAUACCCUAAAGGGAAGAGAGGUAAAACAUGUUUGAGCUGCUCAGUUUGUGCUAAAAUUUUUAGUCACAGGAGCAAUUUGGCAAAUCACGUAAAAACACACACAGGAGAAAAACCAUUUAAAUGUUCAGUUUGCAGUAAAAGCUUUACUCAAAAGAGCAGUUUGACUCAACACAUGAGAAGACAUACAGGAGAAAAACCUUUCAAUUGUUCAAUUUGUGCUAAAAACUUUUCCAUGAAGAAUUAUUUGACCCAACACAUGAGAACACACACAGGUGAAAAGCCAUUUAAAUGCUCGGUUUGCUGUAAAAGCUUUACUCAGAAGAGUAGUUUGACGCAACACACGGGAAUACACACAGGAGAAAAAACAUUUCGGUGUUUGGUUUGUGGCAAAAGAUUCUCCCUUAGAAAUUAUUUGACUCAUCACAUGAGAACACACACGGGAGAAAGAAAAUUUAAAUGCUCCUUUUGUUAUAAAAGCUUUACGCAAAAGAACAGUUUGACUGGACACAUAAGAACACACACUGGAGAAAAACUGUUCGAUUGCGCAGUUUGUGGCAAAAGGUUUUCUCUGAAAAAUUACUUGACGCAACACAUGAGGACACACACAGGAGAAAAACCAUUUAGUUGCACAGUUUGUUGUAAAAGUUAUACCCAAAAGAGCAGUUUGACUCAACACAUGGGAACGCACACGGGAGAAAGACCAUUUAAUUGUUCAGUUUGCGGCAAAAGCUUUUCUUUGAAAAACUAUUUGACUCAACACAUGAGAACGCACACCGAUGAAAAAGCACUUGACUGCUCAGUCUGUUACCAAAGCUUCACUCAAAAGUGUCACUUGACCAAGCAUGCGAAAACGCACAGAGGCAAAAAAACCUUUCAUUGUUCCGUUUGUGGCAAAAGCUUUUCUCAAAGGAGCAGUUUGACCAAACACCUACGAGCGCACGCAGCAGAAAAACUGAUGAACUGCUCAGUUUGUCGCAAAGGCUUUCCUAAAAAGUGCAAAUUGACUCAACACAUGAGAACACACAGAAGGAAAAACAUUUAGCUGUCCGGUUUGUGGUGAGAGAGUCCGUCAUAAUGCAGUAAAAACCAGUUAAACUCACACGGGAGAAUAACCAACUAGCUGUUUAGUUUGUGGAGUGUUGCGAGACAAACCAACGGCCUCCUCAAAAUAAGUUCCCUGCUUCUUUCAAAAAUAUCUGAAUAUUUGUACAAAGUGGAACUAUCUGGAACAUAAUCUUAUCUCCUACUUGCACCAUGCCUUUAUUGUAUCUGAAGCUUGAAACUAAACCUUCGGGGUCGCCUGGUGUUCAUGUUUUGUGUCUACAUGACUCGGUGUACAAAAUAAUCUCCAAAAACCAAAUCAUUCUAUAAAUGCCGGUAUAAAAUUGUGUUCUUCUGACACUUUAAAGACUAAUAGACCUGAUGGAAUCCCAGCAACUGCACUUAAAAAACUGUGUGCUGGCGAUCCCCCCCCCCCUGGACACAAAGACGGUUCCAUCCUUCUGGAAAUGUGCCCGUCUGAUUGAUAGCGGUACUUAACAAUGGAAAGAAAAAAAGAUCUGUUGAACUAUAAGCCAACACCCCUGCUCUGCUACCCAUUACCAUCCAUCCAUCCAUUUUUUUCUGCUUCGUCUCGCUCUUCCCAGGGGAUCCCGAGGCGUUCCCAGGCCAGCCAGGAGACAUAGUCUUCCCAACGUGUCCUGGGUCUUCCCCGUGGCCUCCUGCCGGUCGGACGUGCCCUAAACACCUCCCUAGGGAUGCGUUCGGGUGGCAUCCUGAGCAUAAAAGCAUAAUACGCGACCACAUUCUCAAACCCCUCCACAAACAUCAAAUUCUAUCUCAGGGGUCGGGAACCUUUUUGGCUGAGUGAGCCAUGAAAGCCAAAUACUAUAAAAAUGUAUUUCCGUGAGAGCCGUAUAAUAUUUUUAACACCGGUUCAAACACUGAUGACAUCUAUGAAACAGACAAGAAGCAAGGAAUUAAACAGGGACAGGAUUCAAUUUAGCUCAAUGAGGAGACACCUGUAGACCUGUACCCUUGUCUAGUGUCGUCCCACGCUCUGACAAGAGAAUUCUACACCUCCGCUUUCAUUUGGACUUUCCCCUGACUACAACAACUAAAUGCGCACAUCUCUUAUUCUUUUUAAUAACAUCGUUAUUCUGAAGCUAACCAAUAAUAAAUAAAAUACUUUUGACCAUUAAUUCGACUUCAUGGACAGGUGCGGUAGAAUGUUUUAUAUUUUGAACGUUAUUUUUAACACUGUGAUUACCAGUGGAAUGAUUAAUUUCUUAUCGUGUUAAUUAACGUCAGCUAAGAUUCAUCUUGAGAGCCAGAUGCAGUCAUCAAAAGAGCCACAUUUGGCUCGAGAGCCAUAGGUUCCCUACCCCUGUUCUAUCUGAUAGUACAAAUCAGUUUGGACACACCUUCUCAUUCACAACACAACUGAUGGUCCCAACUCCCAUUGAUAAAGCCAGAAAGUCCACUUAUCAACCCUGACAAGGCACACCUGUGAAGUGAAAAACAUUUCUCCUGAAGCUCAUGGAGAGAAGGAAAAGCAGCGAUCAGAUCAAAGGGUGGCUAUUUUGAAGAAACUCGAAUACAAAACAUGUGUUCAGUUAUUUCACAUUUUAUUGUUAAAGGGGAACAUUAUUACAAUUUCAAAAGGGUUAAAAACAAUAAAAAAUCAGUUCCCAGUGGCUUGUUGUGUUUUUUGAAGUUUUUUUCAAAAUUUUACUGGUCUCGGAAUAUCCCUAAAAAAAGCUUUAAAGUGCCUUAUUUUCGGCUCUCUGCGAAGACACUGGCCAUUUCCCUGUGACGUUUGUAAACAAACAAUGGGAAUACCACAGCAAGAUAUAGCGACAUUAGCUCGGAUUCAAACUCGGAUUUCAUCGACUUAAGCGAUUCAACAGAUUACGCAUGUAUUGAAACAGAUGGUUGGAGUAUGAAAGUAUUGAAGAAGAAACUGAAGCUAUUGAGCGAAUUCAUAGUCAUAGCAUGGCCGAAUAGCUGCGUUAGCAUCGCCGGUAAAAUGUGCGGACCAAACGAUCAGGACUUUCGCAUCUUUUGACACUGGAGCAACUUAAAUCCGUCGAUUGGUAAGUGUUUUUUUUCGCAUUAAAUGUGGGUGGAAGGAAACGUAAUAUAGUUGCAAAUGCAUCUGCAGGUUAUCCAAACAUCUCUGUGCCAUGUCUGCUUUAGCACCGCCGGUAAAUAGCAUGUUAGCGUUGAUUAGCAUAGCAUGAUAGCAUCGAUUAGCUGGCAGUCACGCCGAAAUCAAAUAUGUCUGCUUAGCACAUAAGUCAACAUCAACAAAACUCACCUUUGUGAUUUCGUUGAAUUUAUCGUUGCAAAUGCAUCUGCAGGUUAUCCAUACAUCUCUGUGCCAUGUCUGUCAUCGCUGGGAAAAUGUGGAGACACUUUGGUACAUUCAAUGGGGGUCUGGCGGCAGACACUUUCGCACCUUCGGGCCAGUGGUGCAACUUGAAUCCCUCCCUGUUAGUGUUGUUACACCCUCCGACAACACACCAACGAGGCAUGAUGUCUCCAAAGUUCCAAAAAAUAGUCGAAAAAAUGGAAAAUAACAGAGCUGAGACCCGGUGUUUGUAAUGUGUUGAAAAUGAAAAUGGCUGCUGUAUUACCUUGGAAACGUCACGUUCUGACGUCAUCGCAAAAAGAGCGAUUAACAGAAAGGCGUUUAAUUCGCCAAAAUUCACCCAUUAAGAGUUCGGAAAAAAAUAUAUGGUCUUUUUUCUGCACCAUCAAGGUAUAUAUUGACGCUUACAUAGGUCUGCUGAUAAUGUUCCCCUUUAAGUACAUAACGCUACAUGUAUUCACUCAUACUUUUGAUGUGACAAUGUAAAUAGUCAUGAAAAUAAAGACAACACAUUGAAUGAGAA
Molecule: messenger RNA, 4877 nt
Organism: Nerophis ophidion (straightnose pipefish)
Lineage: Eukaryota; Metazoa; Chordata; Actinopteri; Syngnathiformes; Syngnathidae
Product: gastrula zinc finger protein XlCGF57.1-like
Exons: 2
Coding region: 215-2023 (602 amino acids)
Source: RefSeq, a predicted model, not a curated record